UCAUUCUCUUAUAAAGAAGAACAUAAGCGGAGAAGAUUACAAUUCUUCUCGUUUUACUUCUUUCACUUCACAUUCUCUUCUUCUUUCAAUCCAAGAAAGAUGGACUGGAAUUGGAGCUUGACAAGCUCUUUUCUUGCCACUGUCAUGCUCAUUCGAUCAAUCCCAUCUCUCAUCCCUCCCCAAGUCCAUGAAUUCAUUUCCUACUGCUUAAAGUACUACAGAUCUCUCAACCCCACCAUGUCAAUCUUAAUCAACGAACCCAGUUUGCAGAACGACUUCUACAACAACAUCUACGAAUCUAUUGAAACCUACUUAAGCUCCAAGUGCUUCUCAUCAGCAAAUGUUAUAAAAAUGUCAACAGACAGAAGCUCAAAUUCGCUCUUGUUUGCAAUGGCAGAGGACCAGAGCAUAGAGGAAACAUUCGACGGCUUCAAAUUGAGAUGGUCCUUGCGAGCGUCGGGCAAGGAUCAGAACAAAUCAGGCGACAAUCAGAACAAAUCCAACUACUAUGAAUUAUCGUUCUAUGCCAAACACAAGGAUGCAGUACAAACAAAGUAUAUCCCUCAUGUAUUGAAAGAGGCCGCGGACAUAACGCUCCAGAAUCGUAAUCGGAGGCUCUUUAGUAACAGAGAGGAAAGUGGGGUUAGCAUCUCAUUUUGGAGCUCGAUUCCAUUUUUGCAUCCAUCCACAUUUAAUUCCAUAGCUAUAGAUCCCCAUCUGAAGGAAGGGAUUAAGAAUGAUCUGUUGAAGUUUGUUAAUCAAAGCGAGUUUUAUGAUAGAGUUGGACGAGCUUGGAAACGUGGAUAUUUACUGUAUGGCCCACCUGGAACAGGGAAGACGAGCUUGAUUGCGGCAAUUGCGAAUUUUCUAGAGUUUGAUGUAUAUGAUUUGGAAUUAACUUCGGUUAUGUCGAAUAUCCAGCUGAGGAAGCUCUUGGUUUCAACUUCGAGUAAAGCAGUGAUUGUAGUGGAAGAUGUGGAUUGCAUGUUGGAUCUUUCGGAUCGGAGAAAUGGGAAAAAGAGGAAGAGUUCUGAAAUGGAGGGAGUGGGGAGUGGGAGCCAAGAUAACAAGCAUAGCAGGGUUACCCUGUCCGGUGUACUGAAUUUCAUGGACGGUUUGUGGUCGCCGUGUGGCGGAGAGAGGUUGAUGAUCUUCACGACCAAUCACAAAGAGAACCUCGAUCCCGCAUUGCUUAGGCCAGGACGGAUAGAUAAAGAGAUCAGUCUAUCGUACUGCGAGUUUAUGGCAUUUAAGACACUAGUGAAGAAUUAUCUUGAUAUAGAGGAUCAUGAGCUGAUGAAGGAGGUGGAGGUGGUCUUGCCUUCAAUUCAGAUCACUCCGGCAGAUAUUGCAGAGUUCUUGAUGGGUUUCAAUGAGGAUCCGGAUCUUGCGAUGAGAAAUGUGCUCGAAGAGAUGAAGAAACGCCAGAAAAAAGAUGCACAACAUAUUAAUAAAGAGGUUAAUUCCGAAGAAGAAACACAGGUCGUAAAGAAAAGUAAGAAUAAGACGGACAAGAAAAUGAUACCAAGAAGACAACAGACAAGAAAAUGAAGAAUACAGCAAAGAAGUUAGAAGAAGAAGAAGAUGAUGAUGAAAAUGAAAAUGAUUAAGAAGAAGAACAAGCAAGAUGCUAAACCGUUUUACCAUUGCACCUUUCUAAAUAGUUGUUACUUGCAGUAUUUUUUUUUCUUUUUCUUUUUCUAUACAUGCACCCCUAUCUUACAUUUCUCAUUUUCUUCAUACUCUUUUAGAAAAGCAAGGAAACCAAUAUAUGGUUUUCAUUCUCUUCCUUAUGCAGAUUUUACGAAGGGGCCAUUUGGAUGCUUGUAAAUGGGCCAAGUUAUAAAUGAUUU
Molecule: messenger RNA, 1853 nt
Organism: Magnolia sinica
Lineage: Eukaryota; Viridiplantae; Streptophyta; Magnoliopsida; Magnoliales; Magnoliaceae
Product: AAA-ATPase At3g28510-like
Exons: 2
Coding region: 100-1551 (483 amino acids)
Molecular function (GO): ATP binding; ATP hydrolysis activity
Source: RefSeq, a predicted model, not a curated record